This is a messenger RNA of Procambarus clarkii (red swamp crayfish), 1065 nucleotides long. The record is from RefSeq and is a predicted model, not a curated record. NCBI's taxonomy places the organism in Eukaryota, Metazoa, Arthropoda, Malacostraca, Decapoda, Cambaridae.
AUGUCCGCAGCUCUGUCCCCAUCACUGCCGCCGCCACCCCGGCAGUACUACCGCCGCCACCACCCCGGCAGUACUACCGCCGCCGCCACCCCGGCAGUACUACCGCCGCCGCCACCCCGGCAGUACUACCGCCGCCACCACCCCGGCAGUACUACCGCCGCCGCCGCCACCCCGGCAGUACUACCGCCGCCGCCACCCCGGCAGUACUACCGCCGCCACCACCCCGGCAGUACGACCGCCGCCGCCACCCCGGCAGUACUACCGCCGCCGCCACCCCGGCAGUACUACCGCCGCCACCCCGGCAGUACUACCGCCGCCGCCACCCCGGCAGUACUACCGCCGCCGCCACCCCGGCAGUACUACCGCCGCCGCCACCCCGGCAGUACUACCGCCGCCGCCACCCCGGCAGUACUACCGCCGCCGCCACCCCGGCAGUACUACCGCCGCCGCCACCCCGGCAGUACUACCGCCGCCGCCACCCCGGCAGUACUACCGCCGCCACCCCGGCAGUACUACCGCCGCCGCCACCCCGGCAGUACUACCGCCGCCGCCCCGGCCGGACUACCGCCGCCGCCACCCCGGCAGUACUACCGCCGCCGCCACCCCGGCAGUACUACCGCCGCCGCCACCCCGGCAGUACUACCGCCGCCGCCCCCCCGGCAGCACUACCGCCGCCACCACCCCGGCAGUACUACCGCCGCCGCCACCCCGGCAGUACUACCGCCGCCGCCACCCCGGCAGUACUACCGCCGCCACCCCGGCAGUACUACCGCCGCCGCCACCCCGGCAGUACUACCGCCGCCGCCACCCCGGCAGUACUACCGCCGCCGCCACCCCGGCAGUACUACCGCCGCCGCCACCCCGGCAGUACUACCGCCGCCGCCACCCCGGCAGUACUACCGCCGCCGCCACCCCGGCAGUACUACCGCCGCCGCCACCCCGGCAGAAUUAGGGUCCAGUGCAGAGUGGUUGGGCGUGGUGUCUAUGGCUACUUUAAAGUCCAUUGGGGUUAUGGUGACAUCUGAUAUGGGAAUCGAUGUUGGUUUAACAUUCAUAAAGAAUUAG